CAGGCAGACGCUCUCUCUUCCUCACUAUAGCUAGCUAGCCAGCUAGCUACAUAGGCAGCUCACUCUGCUAGCUAUAGCUAGUGCUCCACUAGUAAAGCUGCAGUAAGAAGAAAAGAGAAGAGAAGCUCAAGCAAUAAUGGCGAAGCAGCAGCAGGAGGUGUACUUCGUGUUCAUGAACUUUGACCCCGUCUACGAGCGCCUCAGAGCUGAUCGGUCCAAGGAGGGGUCCGCCACGCUGGACUCGUACCUGAGCCACAAGCACGACAAGCUCCUCGCCGAGCUCCUCCAGCCCGACUCCUACCGGAAGAGGUCGUCACUCGCCAUCGUCGACGGGUUCGCCGUCGAGAUCACUGAAGCUCAGGCGAGCGUUCUAAGAUCUGCCAAGGAGGUGAGGGUGGUGGAGAAGAACCAGGAGCUCGCUUGACAGUCAAAAACGACGGCAAGGGAUUAGUUUUUAUGCAUAGAUGCUUUGGCAUCAGCUAUGGGCCUAUUGGCUAUAUAUAUAUAUAUAUAUAUAUAUAUAUAUAUAUAUAUAUAUAUAUAUAUAUAUAUAUAUAUAUAUAUAUAUAUAUAUAAGCCUAGUUUACUAAGGCAAAGGAGAGUCGUUGGGUUCUCCCUAGCUAAUCUCUGUCGCCUUUGCGCGUGUGCAGCUGCUGUGUUGUGUGAACUCCCACGACUUUUGUUGACUCCCAAUAAGUCAAACUUAGCUGCUGCUUAGUAGUAAAGUAGUAAUAUAUAUAUAUUAUUAUUAAUAUAUACUGGACGUCUGGACUUGUAGUUCUUAGGGUCUAAUAAUGAUCAUCAGAGGAUCAACGACUUUAAGACUGAACCCUGUAAUGUUGUGGCUAUGAUUAUUAUUAGUUAAGAAGCUAUA
Messenger RNA from Panicum virgatum (switchgrass), 874 nucleotides. RefSeq lists its product as uncharacterized. The coding region runs from base 137 to 424 and encodes 95 amino acids. The transcript has 3 exons. Lineage: Eukaryota; Viridiplantae; Streptophyta; Magnoliopsida; Poales; Poaceae. The record is from RefSeq and is a predicted model, not a curated record.